This is a messenger RNA of Aegilops tauschii subsp. strangulata, 994 nucleotides long. The record is from RefSeq and is a predicted model, not a curated record. NCBI's taxonomy places the organism in Eukaryota, Viridiplantae, Streptophyta, Magnoliopsida, Poales, Poaceae.
GAGUUUGUUGAUGAAGUGAUGAUGUCUUGGCCCCUGAAUAUGUAGGCACAGAGAUACGGGACUUACUAGCAGGUGAGAGGGGACAAGGUGCGUGGGCUGGUGGCUGUAAAGGGAGGUAGCCAGAUUCAGAUCAGAUUUUGCCGGGUCAUGGACUAGUGGGCUAUGGCUAGGCAAUCAGUGCAUGCUACAGUCUGCUGCUAAAUUGGGUAGGGGCAUUAUAUGCAACCAUCUGGGGUCCAGCUUUUAUGGAUGUGUUCCAUUCGGUAUGGUGUCCUGCAUCAUGAGAUUGGGAGCAACCCGGCGAUUUCAAUCAGGUGAGGUGAAGAGCCAGUGUCACAGGGGACACUGCAUAUGAUGGUCAGGAGUCUUUGCUGAGUAGAUGCAGAGUAUCCUUCACUGCUUUUGGGUGUACUUUGCACUUACAGCUGCAGCUGCAUGCUGGGUGUUUGUUGGUUGCUUCAGCAGUGCUUUGAUUGCUGCAAAUCUAGCAAGUUGCCUGACAGCUCCAUAUCUCAUGGUCUGCAUGAUUUCUAGCACCGCAUGUGACGGCCAUUUCCUGGCAUCUUCGCUGCAUUUUCCAAGGCCUACAACAGUUAGUAACCAUCAGGUCGCCAACUUCGGCGGGAAAGUCUGCCCAUGGCUUCAGAUUGACAGGGUCAUUGCUAGCAGUAUCAAAUUUUGUUUGCUAAACACAAGUCUUGAUGAGAUGUUGUGUCAUAGAACUGAUUUCUGUACAUUCGCCGGUUUUCCGAUCCCAAUACAAAUAUCAACAGGUUUAUCUUUGGGUGACCAAAACACACCAGCCUUUUCUCUAGAAGGUCAGUUUCCUUUCUCCUUCUGGGCAGAUUACGUCAUUCUUUGUAACAUUUUGGGUCUGAGGUCAUAUAACCUCGCAGAACAAAUUUGUCGUGCUUAACUGUGCCCAAAUCGUUUAUCUCUGCAACAAAGUAUAUUCAUUGAAAGAAUAGUGGCCAGUACUGGUUAUCUUCCUUGG